This is a messenger RNA of Penicillium cataractarum, 1464 nucleotides long. Its product is annotated as LLM class flavin-dependent oxidoreductase. Gene Ontology annotation, molecular function: monooxygenase activity; oxidoreductase activity, acting on paired donors, with incorporation or reduction of molecular oxygen. The transcript is spliced from 8 exons. The record is from RefSeq and is a predicted model, not a curated record. The coding region runs from base 1 to 1464 and encodes 487 amino acids. Lineage: Eukaryota; Fungi; Ascomycota; Eurotiomycetes; Eurotiales; Aspergillaceae.
AUGACCGAGAAUACGAAUGUUGCGGGGUCUGAGAGACCACGCAAGUCACUGAUUCUCAAUGCCUUCGUGGAAAUGUGCAGCGGACACCAGUCACCAGGUCUCUGGCGCCACCCCGAGGAUGAGUCUCGCCGUUUUAACGACAUUGAACAUUGGGUGGAACUGGCACAGCUUCUGGAGUCAGCCAAAUUCCAUGGCAUCUUCAUCGCGGAUGUGCUAGGCGGCUACGAUGUUUACAAGGGACCGCGCAAUCUCGAUCCUGCAAUUAUCUCGGGCGCGCAAUGGCCAGUCAAUGAGCCCCUGGCUGUCGUCCCAGCGAUGGCGGCAGCAACCAAGAAUAUCGGUUUCGGAGUGACGGUGACAACAACUUAUGAGCCGCCAUAUCAUCUUGCGAGACGGCUCUCGACCGUGGACCACCUUACCAAAGGGCGCCUCGGGUGGAAUGUUGUGACGGGAUAUCUUGACUCUGCUGCGCGAAACCUGGGCCAAUCUGAACAGCCACAUCACGAUGACAGAUACGCCCUGGCAGAGGAAUACGUCAAAGUCACAUACAAGCUCUGGGAGUCUUCCUGGCGUCAAGAUGCCGUGGUUCUCGAUCGCGAGCGUGGCAUCUAUGCUGAUCCAGCACGCGUGCGACAGAUCAACCAUGUUGGAAAGUAUUACAAUGUGCCAGGUCCUCAUAUCUGCGAACCCAGUCCUCAACGUACUCCGGUCAUCUUGCAGGCUGGCACAUCCAAAGCUGGAAAGACUUUUGCAGCUCAACAUGCCGAAGCCAUUUUUGUGGCCGGUCAUAGUCCGUCCGUGGUGGCCAAGAAUGUUGCUGAGAUUCGCCAGCUUGCGAAGACGGAGUUUGGUCGAGACCCGCAGAGUAUCAAGUUCUUGGCCCUGCUUUGCCCUGUUCUUGGUCGCACGGAGGAGGAAGCUGCCGAGAAGUUCAAGUAUUACCGCAGCCUGGGCUCGAUCGAUGGUGCUCUUGCUCUGUUCGGAGGGUGGACUGGUAUUGAUUUAGACAAGUAUGGCGAUGAUGAAGAGCUGCGUCAUGUCGAGAGCAAUGCUAUCAGGUCUGCCGUGGAGGGCUGGUCCAAGGCUACCCCCGAAGUCGCCAAAUGGACAAAGACAACAGUCGGUCAGCACAUCACCGUCGGAGGCCUGGGUGCUACUCCCGUUGGCACGGCAGCACAGGUUGCUGACAGCAUGGAACGUUGGGUGCAAGAGGCGGACGUCGAUGGGUUCAACCUGGCGUAUGCCAUUAAGCCAGGGUCUUUCAAGGAUAUCAUUGAACUGCUCAUCCCUGAACUGCGCCGGCGAGGACUCUUCUGGGACGAUUACGCGGUGCCGAAGGGAACUUAUCGUGAGAACUUAUACUCAGCGCCUGGCCAGACAGGUCCAAAGGCUGACCAUCCGGCAUUCAAAUAUCGGUGGAACGCGGGAGUCGCUGCUGAGGACCAUCCAGUCCCAGAGAACUGA